AUGCACCAUCAGUAUGGCGCCGGAAUUCUAGAGCGUGGUUGGAAUGUGCUAUGCUACGACGGCCCAGAACAGAUCUGUGCACGCCGUUAUCAAGGAAUCGGUUUCACCCACGAGUGGGAAACAGUCGUCUCCCCUGUUCUGGACUUCCUGGAAACUCUACCAAUCGUCAAUAUGAAUAUCGAUGGAUUAUACAAUCUUAUGGGUAUCCCCGUCUUCGAUGCCGAGAAGGGCCUGGCUCAAUACUCGGGAGUCCAGGACUUUGCUGCAGCAGAGAAAGUCUUCACGGACCCUGGUGUCCCAACGACAGCUCGCUGGCCCCUGUCUCAUGGUUUAUGGGCUUUCAAAGUUCGAACCCCGGCAGAUGUCCUGUAUUUUGUUGCUGAUGCCGCGGACGAUCACCUUUUCAAAGGACAACCUGAGGCAAUGCGGGAUGCUUGGGGUGACAAAGCCCACUAA
Messenger RNA from Colletotrichum paranaense, 456 nucleotides. RefSeq lists its product as uncharacterized. The record is from RefSeq and is a predicted model, not a curated record. NCBI's taxonomy places the organism in Eukaryota, Fungi, Ascomycota, Sordariomycetes, Glomerellales, Glomerellaceae. Bases 1 to 456 code for a protein of 151 amino acids. The transcript has 3 exons.